AUGUCAGACCCGCUGAGCAUAUCAGCUUCAAUCGCAGGUCUUAUCAGCCUGUCGACUGUAGUGUACCAAACACUCAGUAACUUCGCCGACAAGGUGGAUAAAGCUCCGAAGUCCGCGAAAGAGAUUCUCUAUGCUGUCGCAGAAAUGCGCUUAGCCUUGUUGUCCAUGUCUGGGCUUGUUGAUAAAUUCUCCCGGAUCUCUGCUAGGCGCAAGGCCAUGGUUCAGCUGGACCAUCUUGUCAUUUCGUUGAGCCGUGCUGUUAUGACUUUCACGGACCUGGAGCUGUUUCUCAGUGACUGGCCGGAGAUCUCUUCGAUGCAGAGUUCAGCAUGGAGGCGCAUCCGAUGGGCCAUGAAAGAAGACAAGGCUACGCACCUACUCAAAAGGUUAUCGGAAAAUAGAAUGGCUCUUAUUUUCAUACUCAGUAUCCUGCAAAGCGAAUCAGACUUUGAGGCGCACACUUCGAGCCAAGCUCUAAUCGAGCAGAUGGAGACAAUAAUGGCUGAGAACCAGGAAAUGCGAAUUCUUAUGGACCAAAUUGGCAACGACCUUCAGAGUAUUGCUGGGUCUGUUUAUGCUCAGGACAAUGCAUCUACUAUUGGGCCUCCUAUUGUUACCGGAUCAAUGUUAAACCUACCAACAGCCCUUCAGCCAGCAUAUGGACGUCCCGAUCCAGCCUCAGAAGCGACCAAUCAAUCUUUCGGUCGAGCCACAGGAAACCACAAUCCGUUGGAGACACAGCUUUUACUUCCACCGACUGCUGCCAAGGCACAAAUGCACAGACUGACUUCACGUUCUUCCUACGCUUCAACAUACCCAUCAAAGAGGCCUUUCUCAAUUGUCUUGAACUCAAGCUGGGUAUACAGGAGAGUCAAAGCUUACUCGCUGGAUCUUUCGCUGAAUAGCUCGAAGUUGCAGGGCAGGGCCUGGUCCAUGUUUUCAGGUGUCAGUCUCAACGAUGUAUCAGUUAUAUCCUUCAUUCGUCUACCACUAAGGCUAUCUGAUAUUCCACAUGAUACUUGGUACUGCCCUAUCCCCAGAGAGAUAUCCCCUGAUUGUCGGAACUUGGGAGCAGAUGAUCCUUUCAUUAUUGCGGUUGUGGGUGAAAGCAUGUCUGGAAAGUCAUCCUUAGUCGACAUGAUGUGUGGCGACGCAAGUGUCGAAGACUUUGACCAUUCUGGUAAUUCAACAAUCGAGGUUAGACGCCGAAUCGAGUCUUGCUACGAAGGCCGCCAAUACCCGGUAGAGAUAAUUGACACUGCAGGGUUGGAUUGCUUUCAGCCUCUCAUUAAUCAAGCUAUCGCUGAAUCCCAUGGCGUCAUUAUCACAUGCCCAGUGAUAGAUGCCGAUAUGGGACUACUGUCAAGAUUAUACGAAACGGCGAUAGCUAGGAAAUCUGCUGCCGACUCCCACGGCUUGACCCCAGUUGUUAUUGCAAUCACAAAGCAUGAUCUUGAAACAUCAUGGUUCGACGACUCAAUACUCCUACGAGCUGAAACCUUUGCUAAAGAAAAAGGAAUUAAUAUGUUCCACACUUCGGCGAAGAACGGCAGCGGCAUCUCCGAUGCAUUCAGCAGCAUAUUUGAGUCAUUGGUGAAGAACACCACUCGGAAACCUCGUCUAAUGGGCUGGAAGGAGUAG
This is a messenger RNA of Fusarium sp. VM40, 1641 nucleotides long. NCBI's taxonomy places the organism in Eukaryota, Fungi, Ascomycota, Sordariomycetes, Hypocreales, Nectriaceae. The record is from the annotation of a GenBank genome assembly.